CUUUGACUCAUUCUGAGGACUUGAUUGAACCAUUUAGGGUGAUUCUAUUUGAUUUGUAGAAGAGAGUGUUAGCAGGGGAGAGACCCUGUUGGAUACCAAUCGCAUGACUCAUAGCACAAGGAGGAUAUACACAUACAUGUGGAUAUAUCAAAUAGUUCUGACAUUUCCAAAGGAUCAUCAUAUUCUUGGAAUAUAUAUAUGUUGCAUGUUUCGGGGCACGUAAGGCGAGAAUUUAUUGUGUGAUGACUGAUCCUUAUGCAUCAGCUCGCCUGCAGGAAUCAUAUCUCUGGAAUGCAGGCCUACUUGUGGCGCUAUUUUGGAUGUCGGAGACGACAUUAAUGGCUAAACAUCGUGUCCAAUUACUGUUAGGAUUAUUCGGGGGUACUGUUCUGAUUUGAUUCCAGUAUGUGCAGAGUCACUAUUUACAUCUGUGUCUUCACUCAAUUUCAAAUUGGCAUCUGAAGUCUCGGGCAUUGGUCUUUUUUUUUUAAUGUCAACAUUCUCCUUUCAAUUUAGAAAGGUCUAUGAUUUGUGUUUGGAGAUCAAAUUUGAUCUAAGGAAGGUGUGAUCUAUUGUUUGUUUAGACUAGCUUGUGUCCCGGAAAAUGAUAUUGCAGGAUCUGCUCAACCACCACAAGAGGAAACAUUUGUGCUUGUCGUGACUCAGUGAGAAUAUCCGUCAUGAUUCGUCUAAGAUAUCAAUUAAUCGUGAUACAAAAUAUUUUCUAGUAAUUUUGAUGAUACCAUUACAUUCAUCGAGGAUGUGUUCAUACUCUUUUCUACAUGGGUUUAGUAUAUUUUAGCAUCUUUUGACUUUUUGAUAUAUCCAUUUAUGAUUUUUUCUUGUAAUUCUCUUGAAACGGGAGGUUAUUGUGAAUAGAAUGCCGAAAUGUCACCCGACCCUCAAGCCUGCCAGCUACAAACUCGUUGCUUCGCGUGUCAUGGUCUACUCGAGCGUGCACGUGGACCAGCGGCAUGUCCGUGCCGUCCACAACUGUUUUCUCGGCUGCCCAUUCAGCCCGGAGUUUGCCCGCGAAUGCGAGACAAAAACCAAAGACCCAAGGCCAUCAAAGAUCAAUGUGCAGGAGCGUGUGCUCGCCGAGGCGCCCUUUGUAUGUCGCGCCAUCCACUACGGUUUCUGUACCGUUGUCGCGCUACCUCCGGGUAUCGUCCCACGAGGUGACGAAGACAUCACAGAGAAGCGAAAGAGCGACGAACUCCUCCCAACAUGGCGAAUAGACAAACCAAAGACAGAGGACAGGAAUUUCCCAGACUUGGCCCUGAAAUCAGAGCCAGCCAAGGCUGAGGUCAAGGUCGUUAAGGAGGUCCCCCUCAGCAAUAAUCUACCAGACCUUGUUACGUGUAAUGACUUAUCUGAAAUAGAGCGAAAAAAGACACCAUCCACCGAUCUUGCCAAUAAUAAUGUUGUUCAUAUUGAUGCACCACCUAAAAAACUUGUGAAUAUUAGCGAGUCAACGAGGGCAAAAGCCGAUCUUCAUCAUUCUCAGGAUCUUGCUAAGCCAAAACCAAAGUUGUUUCAAGAGCAGAGGGAAGCUAACAAACAUCAGAAGACCCAGCAAAUCGUCAACGUACCUCAGUUCUAUUUUCCCUUCGGCAAGCCCGGAGACAGGGAGGAGAACGAAGCCGUGCUCCAGCGACUGACGGAAAUCUUCAAAGCGCUGCCGGAUCAGAAGGCUAGCAAAGAAGACAUGGAUAAAGUCACUCAGGCCUGUAGAUGUCCCAAGUUCUGGAGGGUACCCCUCUACAACGCAGCAGGCGGUGAGACGACAGAGUGCGUGUCAGCUCAAGCUUUCAUGGCAAUGUGGCGAAGAAUAACCAAACAAUGUCACGAUGAUGCCUCCCGCUUCUUCAGGUUGCUGUCCAGGCCGGGAGCGAACCAUCUUUUACCAGAGGAUUUCAACCCGAUAGUUCAGGAUAUAGUUGAUUCUCAUCCUGGCUUAACGUUUUUACAGGAUGCCCCCGAGUUUCACUCAAGAUAUAUAACAACAGUAAGUAUAAAUAUAUAUCUGAAAAAAGUGGUUCUCUACCCUCGGGCAUUCUAUAAUAUAGAGUAA
Molecule: messenger RNA, 2074 nt
Organism: Lytechinus pictus (painted urchin)
Lineage: Eukaryota; Metazoa; Echinodermata; Echinoidea; Temnopleuroida; Toxopneustidae
Exons: 6
Coding region: 881-2074 (397 amino acids)
Biological process (GO): protein dephosphorylation
Cellular component (GO): protein phosphatase type 2A complex
Molecular function (GO): protein phosphatase regulator activity
Source: RefSeq, a predicted model, not a curated record